Molecule: messenger RNA, 1515 nt
Organism: Coffea eugenioides
Lineage: Eukaryota; Viridiplantae; Streptophyta; Magnoliopsida; Gentianales; Rubiaceae
Product: transcription factor MYB86-like
Exons: 3
Coding region: 153-1304 (383 amino acids)
Biological process (GO): regulation of stomatal movement
Source: RefSeq, a predicted model, not a curated record
CCAAUCCAAUAUAUAUAAAUGAUCCAUCUUCGGAGCUGUGAGGCUCAAAGGUUACUGUUAAGCCUUCUAUCAAUAUAGCUUUGCCUAUUAGAACAAGCCAAUACAACAAAAUCUCACCUCAGAAGUCAGAGGAAUCUGUCACUUUUACUCAUAUGGGUCGCCACUCCUGUUGUGUAAAACAGAAGCUAAGGAAAGGCUUGUGGUCACCAGAAGAAGAUGAGAAGUUGUUCAAUUACAUUACUAGAUUUGGCGUUGGCUGCUGGAGUUCAGUCCCUAAGCUAGCUGGUUUGCAGAGGUGUGGAAAGAGUUGCAGAUUGAGAUGGAUAAACUACUUAAGGCCUGAUCUUAAAAGAGGAAUGUUCUCUCAGCAAGAGGAGGAUCUCAUUCUUAGGCUUCAUGAAGUUCUGGGGAACAGGUGGGCUCAAAUUGCAGCACAAUUACCAGGAAGAACAGAUAAUGAGAUAAAGAACUUCUGGAAUUCAUGUCUCAAGAAGAAGCUAAUGAAACAAGGAAUUGAUCCAAUUACUCACCAGCCAUUAUCCGAAAAUGAAGGAAGAGAUCAUGAGGAGAAGAAUAGUACAGAUAAUAGAGCAUCAUUGCAGAUGGUACCCUCUUCUAGUGGAUUACUUCCAAAUUUACCAUCAUCUGGAAUGGAGAAAGCAUAUCCAAUCACUAGUACAACAAGCAGUUAUUGCCUUGGUGGAAAUACUGAAUUUUCGCGAGAUCAGCAAAUGGUGAGCAAACAAGUCCUUGAUCCAUUGUUUCUGUUAGAAUUCCAAGCAACCAUUGAUCCUUGUGGAUAUGAUAAAUUUCUUAGUACACAGUAUCAAUACACCAUGAGGCCUCAGAAUCAGAGCACUGAAUUUGAGGGGAAUGUGAAUUAUGCAUACGGUUCAAUGCCAACGUUAACGAAUUUCGACCAAAGAAGUGUGACAGAUACAGAUUUUUCUGAUAGCUCAAAUUCAAGAAUGAGUUCAUUCUUGAUGAAUGAGGCAAAGGAAAGCUCAAGCAAUAGUACUUCCAAUAUCAACAGUGGCCAUCCUUCAAUUCAGAUUCAUACCAUGGCAGCUGAAAGUGCUAAUGUAUUUUCAUGGGAAGCUGAUCAUCAGAAUAAGUUUGAUUCAGUUUUUGAUUAUCAACAGCAAUUUAAUGAGAUCAAGAUUGAAGAAGAUCAUAAGCCAAGGCCAUGGCAAGAAGGCCAGCUUCAAGCACACAAUUCAGGAGAUUUCAGUAACUAUCCAUUGACAUCACUAUCUGAAGAAGACUUGAGUGGGGCAAGCCUGGAUGUCUUCCACCAAAUAUAAAUUGUAAAUUCUUAUCCUUUUUUCCCUCCUUAGAAAACCAUACAGAAGUGUUGAUAGUAAAGAAGAUUUGUAAUGAAAGAUUUGACUAUGAAGUGUGAAUCUCUUUGAUUUUUACCUCACGUAAGGGUAUAAACCUUUUGUCUAAAGCGUCUGUGUUUUUACCCCUUGUAUUGUUUUCAGGGUUGAAAAUAUUGGACAAUAAUGUUUUUUA